AUGGCGUACGUAGAAACGUCUUCAACGCAACAAGCAGCGGAGAUUUUGGAAGAUGAAACGUUAGCAGAAGAGGAACUAUUGGACGAGCUUGAAAAUGAAGAAAUCCCCGCCCACAUCAGAGAGGCAAGGAUGGGUGAGCUGAAAAGCGAACUCCAACGGAUGAACGAACAUCAGCGUAAAGGAUACGGUGCUUACAGUGAGCUGAAAAAAGAGAAGGAGUUACUAGAUUUGACGACACAAGAGAACAAAGUCAUCAUUCACUUCUUCCAUUCAGAUUUCAAACUUUGUGCGGUCAUUGAUAAACAUCUAAAGGUUUUAGCCGAGAAACAUUUUGGAACUAAAUUUGCCCGUAUCAGUGUCACUGUUGCUCAGUUCUGUGUCCAGAAGUUGCACAUCAAAGUUCUACCUGCCGUUUUAAUCUUCAUAGACGCAAAGGAGAAAGACAGGAUUGUUGGCUUUGAGGACUUGGGAAAUCAAAACGACUUCAGGACAGAAGUGCUUGAGAAGAGACUAGCCAAGAGUGGUGUUAUACAACUUUUCAAUGCACCAAUUGAGCCAUUUGAGAAGAAGACAUUGCUAGGCUACGAGAGACGGAAGCCGGACGAAGAAAGCGAUGACGAUGAUUACUGAGGACUUAAAGGCAUAGCAGCCGAUUUCAUGAAAUGCUAGGAUUAAUCCUAUCUCGAGUUAAGGCCUGGGGUGGAUUUCACAAAGAUA
Molecule: messenger RNA, 717 nt
Organism: Asterias rubens (European starfish)
Lineage: Eukaryota; Metazoa; Echinodermata; Asteroidea; Forcipulatida; Asteriidae
Product: thioredoxin domain-containing protein plp1-like
Exons: 6
Coding region: 1-630 (209 amino acids)
Cellular component (GO): cytoplasm
Source: RefSeq, a predicted model, not a curated record